Molecule: messenger RNA, 3247 nt
Organism: Populus euphratica (Euphrates poplar)
Lineage: Eukaryota; Viridiplantae; Streptophyta; Magnoliopsida; Malpighiales; Salicaceae
Product: putative disease resistance protein RGA3
Exons: 4
Coding region: 437-3058 (873 amino acids)
Molecular function (GO): ADP binding
Source: RefSeq, a predicted model, not a curated record
AGCAAGAGGAGUGCGAGAAAGGAAAAGCAAAAAGUUUCAUUUAAUGUUAAUAUUAUUACCCUAAGAUUCCGCUGCCUAUGAGCGAAGCAAGGUGUUCUUCUUUUCUUUCAGGUUGCACCAUGAGUAUUGCACAAGCUAUGCUCCUGCAUGGAUCACAUUUCACUGCCUUUUCCAACAAAAGCCGACUUCCUAGUUCUUCUUUCUGAGGGCAACUUCUUCUUAUUCUAUACCUGGCUUCAUUCUAUUGAUUACAUGAUGAGUGCAGUGUAAGAUAUGCUAUCACAUUUCAUCAUUCUUCUAGUCGUUUUCUCAAGGCUAUCAUAUUCUACCAGUCCAACAAUCUUUCCUACCCUUUACCGAGCCUCGUCCUUCUUUCCAUUGGUUUGCUCUCUUCUUUAUAAAGAAAACCCUUUUUAUUCUUGAACCGAGGAAGAUAAUGGCAGAAGCUGCUAUCUCCAAUAUUGUUGGUACAAUCACCAAUGGGUUGGCACCCCUGAUUCAGCAACGAAUUGAACUAGCAUGUGGAGUUGAAGAACAGCUUGAAAAGCUUAAAGACAUAUUAUUUAGUAUUGAACCUGUACUUCAUGCUGCAGAGGAGGAACAUGACAAAAACGAGGAGGUUAGGGUUUGGUUGGGAAAGCUUAAAGAAGCAGUCCACGAUGCGGAUGACGUGAUUGAUGAAUACCAGACUGACAAUGUGCAAAGGCAGGUCCUGGUGUAUAGGAGCUUGAUAAAGAAGGUACGCAACUUUUGUUCGCUUUCAAACCCUAUCUUGUUUCGUUUUCAAUUGGGUCAAAAGUUAAAGGAAAUUAGAGAGAUCAUAGCUGAAAUUGCAAAAGAUAGGUCUAACUUCCACUUUACGGUACAAAGUGCGAGAGUUGACAGAGUUGUUCCAUUAAAAAGGGAACAAACUGGCUCAGAUGUUUCAUCAGAGGUUAUAGGAAGGGAAGAUGAUAAGGAGGCGCUAAUCAAAUUGUUGCUGUCUUCUACUGAGAAAGAAAAUGUUACCAUAAUUCCUAUCGUUGGAAUGGGUGGGUUAGGAAAGACUACACUUGCUCAAUUGGUCUUCAAUGACGAUAGAGUUGCAUCCCAUUUUGAAUAUCGUAAAAUAUGGAUGUGUGUCUCUGAUGACUUUAAUGUGCGACAGAUUUCACAAAGAAUUGCUGAAAAAUUGGAUCUUAAAAACUAUGGCCACUUGGAUUUUGAUUUGUUGCAAAUCAUUCUUAAGAAACAAAUGAGCACCAGCAAGUAUUUACUAGUCCUAGAUGAUGUUUGGAAUGAUGAUAGAGUAAAAUGGUUUCGCUUAAAAGAUUUGUUAAUGAAUGGUGCCAGGGGGAGUAAAGUUUUAGUAACCACACGUGGUAGGAUGAUUGCAUCAAUGAUGGCCACUGACACACGCUAUGUAUAUAAUUUGAGUGGUCUUCCAUAUGAUAGGUGUUUGGAUUUGUUUCUGUCAUGGGCAUUUGAUAGAAUUCAUGAUCGACCUCAAAACCUAGUAGCAAUUGGAAAGGAUAUAGUUAGUAAAUGUGGAGGGCUUCCUCUUGCUGCAAGAACGUUGGGUUGCUUCUUAUACCAGAAGGAUGAAGAUGAAUGGCUGUUAGUGAAGAAUAGUGAGAUAUGGGAACUAGCUCAGAAGGAAGAUGAUGUUCUUCCUGUUUUAAGAUUGACGUAUGAUCAAAUGCCACAUUACUUGAAGCAAUGCUUUGCGUUUUGCUCUUUGUUUCCCAAAGAUCAUUCAAUCGAUAAGGAAACACUAAUCCACAUGUGGAUGGCUCAAGGUUUCCUUCAAUCAUCUGAUGGAAGUCCACCUGAGAAGAUUGGCCACAGGUAUGUUAAUGAACUCUUGUCAAUGUCUCUCCUGGAAGAUGAACUUAAAUAUCCUGAUGAUGAAGCAAGACACUGCAAAAUGCAUGAUCUAAUUCAUGAUCUUGCACGGCUGGUUGCUGGAACAGAGUGCUCAAUCAUCACUGCUCAUUCUAAGAUCCCUAGCAAAAAAGUUAGACAUGUUUCUGUUUUCGGUUUGCCUGAAAACUCUUCAUCGAAAGUCAAGGAUUCAAUUUCAGAAUUAUUAUGCAAUGCAACAAAGUUGCGAACUCUUUACUAUCAUCUACUACCGGAGCAAAACAAGACAGUAAUUAAUCUCCUUGCAAAUCUCAAGUACCUGCGCAUCCUUAUUCUAACUGAAUCAAAAUUUUAUGGUUUGCCAAGUUCCAUUGGUAGCUUGCUGCAUUUAAGAUAUCUUGAUCUCUCUAAGAACUAUCACAUUAGAAGACUUCCACAUUCUAUAUGCAAAUUGCAAAAUUUGCAGAAGUUGAAACUAUAUGCUUGCAGGCAGCUUGAGGAGUUGCCAAAAGGUACUUGGAAGAUUGCUACCCUACGACAUUUGGAAAUAACUUCGAAGCAAGAGUUCUUGCCAAAGAAAGGGAUAGAGUGCUUGACUUCGCUUCGUUCAUUGUCCAUCCACAAUUGUUAUCGUCUUUCAACUCUGGUUCGAGGAAUGCAGCACUUGACUGCUCUUCAAAAAUUAUGUUUGAUUGAUUGCCCCAGUCUCACUUCUUUAGAGUUCAGUUUGAAUUCCCUCAUUUCCCUUGAAAGUCUGGAGAUUCGUAACUGCAGUGGUCUUGAGUUGAGUGCACAACUGAAGAAGAGAGAGGAAGAUGGCUUGGAAGGGCGCCGGCGCCUUCCAUCAUUGCUCAAUAUUGUAGGUCUUAAUUACAAAAAAGAGCAAAUUGAGGAUGAGGAGAAAAAAGAAGAGGGCCACCAAGGCCUUCAAAAGCUUCGGUCUCUGACUUUUGUUCAGCUUCCCAAGUUGAUAGAACUGCCAAGCGAGCUUAAAAAUGCUGCUAGCAGCCUGCAAUAUCUUUCUAUUUCCUAUUGCGAGAGGCUUUCUUCUCUGCCAGAUUGGUUGCCACAGUGCAUGGCACUGAAGAGGUUAGAGAUUGAGAGGUGUCCAAUUCUCCCAUCUCCACCAGGAAGCCAGAAUGGUCGUUAUAGCAUCAUCUCACCUUCUCAAGAUGAAUUGAAGGAGCUAGUACCAAAACCAAGAAACAAAGAGUAAACCUUUGAAGAAGCAAAUACUAUAGAGUUGUAUGAGCUUACCGAAGAACGUUCGAACCUGGAUGAGUUCUAGAAGAACAAUUCAAAGCUGCUGCAAAUAUGACCGAGUUUCACCAAAAGAUCUCCCUCGUGAACAUUGUGUAUAGUUUAACUUCAUCGUUUUUAAGGCAUGUAAAUUUAGUUGUGAUGG